CCCAUAAAUGGACCUUAAAGUCGUGACGUUUUAAAUUCCCACCACGUGCGUCUCGUUCCGAGCUGAAAAGCUUCUUCCUGGAAGCUUCCAGCUGAUGGGAGGAGUGGAACAGGACGGCAAGCCUGAAAAACCCGUCCAGACCGAUCUCCAGCUUCCAGUCGGAGCAGCAGCUCUUCCUCCUCUGAUCCACCUCUCCUGCUUUUAAACCGAUUUUUAAAUUUUAUUUGGAGGCGCUGGUUCAAACCCCGGCCUGGGAUGGAUGCUGCCCUGCCUGUGAGCCGGCUGGACAGGAGCGACCACACGGCGUUCAUCCACAACAACACCCUGUUUGUGUGGGGAGGGUACCAGGUGGAAGCUGGACAGGAUGUGGCGUUGCCCAGCGAUGAGAUAUGGCUGUGUGAUUUGGACAGCGGGGCGUGGCAGAGAAAGGAGAUGACCGGAGACGUUCCCUCAGCCUUGUUGGGUUUCUGCGGCUCCAAUGUGAACGAUCGGCUGUACGUCUUUGGAGGUUGUGACUCUGCAGGGUACUCGAACCAGAUGUUCAGCGCUGACGUUUCUCAGCCGUGCUGCUCUUGGACAAGACUGACGGACGCGAAGGGGACGACUCCCUCACCCCGAAACAAACACUCCUGCUGGGUGCACGGAGAGAGGUUGAUCUACUUCGGUGGGUAUGGAUGCAAGACGAUGGGGGACGUGCAAAACUCUUCGUCGUCCAGCUUCAUCAUAGACGACAUGUCCUGGGCAACAAUCGGAAACACUUUGUUUCGAUGCUGGGGGUGGAACAACGAGGUCCACGUUUUUGAUACUCGGACCUCAACUUGGAGUAAACCUGACACUCAGGGUCCUGCUCCUGAUCCCAGAGGCUGCCAUGCCAGUGCCCUGCUGGGGAACAAAGGUUACAUCAGUGGCGGUGUGGAAACUGCAGCGCUGGACAUUUUCUGCUUGGACCUCGGGAGCUGGACUUGGACUAGAUUCGACUGCUCCCCGUCCUGUGCACCUCUGGGCCGCUCCAUGCACACGAUGACCUCCACAUCGAAUGGAAACCUCUUUGUUUACGGCGGCCUCGGCGUAGAUGGAACCACUAUGAACGAUGCUUGGCAGUUCAACACCCACGGACGAGAGUGGAUGAAGGUGACGCACCCUCACAAAGACAAGCCCAGGGUUUGUCACACGGCUUGCUUGGGAAGUGACGACGAUGUUGUUGUGUUUGGAGGAAGCAGCAGCCUCUGCAUCCACAUAGACACGGUGGUAGUUCUGAGGUGUCCGUCAUCAAAUCACUGCAGGGACGUUUUCCUGUUUCAGACCAGGCCGUACUCUCUCUGCAGACUGUGUGAGGAUUUCAUCGGUGGAAACUCGGAGCUCCUCAAGCAGCAGCUCGACUGGCUGCCGUCAAAACUUCGCGACAAAAUCAACGGUAGAGUCGCCUUUUUCUCCGCCAUGAAGCCGAUCGUGAGCGCCUGAAGGGAACGUUUUUACAGCAACAACCCUCCGAGCCCGUCCUGCUUCAUUUAUGUGCGAAAAGUAACUUUAAAAUGAGUUGGGCUACAUUUUUAAACUUCCUAAUUUGUAAAUAAAGACUUUCGUUUUAAAAAGAAACUCUGUUUAGGUUAAGUUUUAGUCUGUGAAUAAUAUUUUGAAUAAAGCUGUUUCAUAUUUC
Nematolebias whitei (Rio pearlfish) is the source of this 1657-nucleotide messenger RNA. Its product is annotated as kelch domain-containing protein 1. Gene Ontology annotation, molecular function: protein binding. The record is from RefSeq and is a predicted model, not a curated record. Bases 256 to 1461 code for a protein of 401 amino acids. The transcript has 13 exons. Lineage: Eukaryota; Metazoa; Chordata; Actinopteri; Cyprinodontiformes; Rivulidae.